Rotaria socialis is the source of this 1986-nucleotide messenger RNA. NCBI's taxonomy places the organism in Eukaryota, Metazoa, Rotifera, Eurotatoria, Philodinida, Philodinidae. The record is from the annotation of a GenBank genome assembly.
AUGUUUUUUAUAGGAUGGAUCAACACUGCUAGUAUGAAUAUUGGGCGAUUUUAUCACACAGCAUCCGUAUUAAUAAAUGGAAAAGUGUUAGUUGUUGGUGGAGUCAGUAGUACAUAUCUAAAUAGUGCCGAGUUGUAUGAUCCAUCAACAGCAACUUGGACAAACGCCAGUAGUAUGAAUUUUGGACGAUAUUAUCACACAGCAUCCGUAUUAGCAAAUGGAAAAGUGCUAGUUGCUGGUGGAAUUGGUAAUGUUUCUCUAAAUAAUGCCGAGUUGUAUGAUCCAUCAACAGGAAAUUGGACAAGCACUGGUAGUAUGAAUUUUGGACGAUUUUUUCACACAGCUUCCGUAUUAUUAAAUGGAAAAGUGCUAGUUGCUGGUGGAUUUUGUAUUGUUUAUCUAAAUAGUGCCGAGUUGUAUGAUCCGUCAACAGGAAAUUGGACAAGCACUGGUACUAUGAAUUUCGGACGAUAUUAUCACACAUCAUCUUUAUUAGCAAAUGGGAACGUGUUAGUUGCUGGCGGAUAUGGUAGUGCUGAUCUAAACAGCACAGAGUUGUAUGAUUCAUCAACAGGAGCCUGGACAAGCACUGGAAGUAUGAAUAUUGCCCGACGCUCGCACACAGCAUCGAUUUUAGCGAAUGGAAACGUCUUAGUUGCUGGUGGAAUUGGUAGCGAUUUUCUAAGUAGUACAGAGCUAUAUGAUCCAUCAACAGGAACGUGGAGAAGCACUGGAAGUAUGAAUUUCGGGCGAGCUGGUCAUACAGCAUCAGUUUUGGCAAAUGGAAAAGUCUUAGUUGCUGGUGGAUUUUCUAAUAAUGGUUAUUCUGUAAAUAUGUUCGAAUUGUAUGACACAACAACAGGAACUUGGACAAGCAUUGGUAGUAUGAAUUUUGGCCGAUAUGACCACACAGCAUCCGUAUUAAGAAAUGGAAAAGUGUUAGUUGUUGGUGGAGUCGAUACUACUUAUCUAAGUAGUGCCGAGUUGUAUGAUCCAUCAACAGGAAAUUGGACAAACACCAGUAGGAUGAAUUUUGGACGACAUCGCCACACAGCGUCUUUAUUAGCAAAUGGAAAAGUGCUAGUUGCUGGUGGAAUUGGUAAUGUUUAUCUAAAUAGUGCCGAGUUGUAUGAUCCAUCAACAGGAAAUUGGACAAGCACUGGUACUAUGAAUUUUGGACGAUAUUAUCACACAGCGUCCGUAUUAGCAAAUGGAAAAGUGCUAGUUGCUGGUGGAAUGGGUAAUGUUUAUCUAAAUAGUGCCGAGUUGUAUGAUCCAUCAACAGGAGCCUGGACAAGCACUGGAAGUAUGAAUAUCGCCCGACGCUCGCACACAGCAUCCGUAUUAACAAAUGGAAAAGUCUUAGUUGCUGGUGGAAUUGGUAGUGGUGUUGUAAGUAGUACAGAGCUAUAUGACCCAUCAACAGGAACUUGGAUAAGCACUGCAAGUAUGAAUUUUGGACGAUAUUAUCACACAGCAUCCGUAUUAACAAAUGGAAAUGUGUUAGUUGUUGGUGGGUAUAGUAGUGCUUAUUUAUAUAGGACAGAGUUAUAUGAUCCACCAACAGAAACAUGGACGAGCAGUAGUAGUAUAAAUUUCGGGCGAGCUGGUCAUACAGCAUCAGUUUUGGCAAAUGGAAAAGUCUUAGUUGCUGGUGGAAUUCGUACUGGUUUUUCAAGUAGUACAGAGCUAUAUGAUCCAUCAACGGGAACAUGGACCAUCACGGGUAGUAUGAAUUUUGAACGAUAUGGCCACACAGCAUCCGUAUUAACAAAUGGAAAUGUGUUAGUUGUUGGUGGGCUUGAUGCCGACGGUUUUUUGGUAAACAGUAUUGAAUUGUAUAACCCAUCAACAGGAACUUGGUCAAGUAUCGUGAGCUUAAGUAAUGCCGGAUCUUAUCAAACAGCAACUGUGUUAUCAAAUGGGAAAGUUUUGGUUACAGGUGGUUACUCAAGCGUUACAACAAGUAGCUGCGAAUUAUAUUAA